Athene cunicularia (burrowing owl) is the source of this 1688-nucleotide messenger RNA. RefSeq names its product nucleolar protein 9 (gene NOL9). Gene Ontology annotation, biological process: cleavage in ITS2 between 5.8S rRNA and LSU-rRNA of tricistronic rRNA transcript (SSU-rRNA, 5.8S rRNA, LSU-rRNA). Gene Ontology annotation, molecular function: polynucleotide 5'-hydroxyl-kinase activity. Bases 119 to 1489 code for a protein of 456 amino acids. The transcript has 10 exons. NCBI's taxonomy places the organism in Eukaryota, Metazoa, Chordata, Aves, Strigiformes, Strigidae. Gene Ontology annotation, cellular component: nucleus. The record is from RefSeq and is a predicted model, not a curated record.
UCAGACCAGGAUAGAAACUCGAUGGUGCGAUUGAAGCAAGCUUCGCUCCUUGCUGGGGCCCACUCGUCUACCCCGCAGGACUGGCAGCUGUAGAGGUCUGUGGAGGACACGAGCCCAGAUGAUGACAGCACCUCGCACACCACAGACCCUGAAAAAGGAGGAAUCCAGCUUCACGCCGGAGGAUGCCGUUCUGGCCUCUGUUGGCAUCGUCAAGUGUAGCCCCGACCGUGGGCUGCUGGUGUCUGAGAGCAUGUUCGUGGCUCUGGAGGAGCUGAUCCAAGCCUGCUGCGCGGAAGAUGAAGGUGUCCCCAUGAUUCUGGUGUGUGGCCCGAAAAACACUGGGAAAUCGACAUUUAACAGAUACCUGAUUAAUCUGUUACUGAAUCGCCUUCCCGCAGUUGAAUAUAUGGAAUGUGACAUAGGUCAAACCGAAUUUACGCCGCCUGGAUGCGUGUCUUUAAGUAACGUAACAGAGCCAGUUCUUGGUCCGCCCUUCACUCAUCAACAAACGCCACGCAAGAUGGUGUAUUACGGGCAGACCAGUUGUGAGCAGGACACAGAAAGAUACCUUGAUGUCGUGAAGUGUGUGUUCAACUCCUACAAGAAGGAAAUGCCUUUAAUCAUCAACACUAUGGGCUGGGUGAAAGGUGAGGGGUUGCUGCUUCUGAUUGAUAUCAUUCGGCUGUUGUCGCCCAGUCACAUUGUUCAGAUGGAUGUGUACGACUGGAAGGCCAUGGCUCCGCUCACCCCGGAGUACGUUCACCUCACUCCUGGCCUCUACACCAAAGGCAAACAGCAAGGCAAGUGCCAGCAGAUGGGCACGGGUGGGGCGGAGCACUGGAAGCCGGCUGAAGGAGAGGGAGACGCCUCGGUUCCCGACUACAAGCUGCUCUACGUCCAUCCCGAGUUCCCUCGAGCAGGGGUUGCCGGCGAAGCGCGAGUACACAGCGGCAUCCUGCGUGACAUGUCCAUCCUGGGUUACCUGGGGCAGCUGCAGUCCCCGGACAUCGGGGCGGUGCUUCCGCUGCACAGUCUUGUGCCGUAUCAGGUACCUUUCAAUGCGGUUGCCCUCAGGGUUAUUCACACGGAUGUGGCUCCUACCAACAUCAUGUACGCGGUGAACGCCAGCUGGGUGGGGCUCUGCCGGAUCCCGGAUGAGAUCCGCUGCCAGACCGACGGGCCGGUGCUGCUGACCCAGACGCCAGUCUGCGACUGCCUCGGCUUCGGGAUUGUGCGAGGGGUUGAGAUGGAGAAGAAGCUUUACCACGUUCUGACGCCAGUGCCUCCGGAGAGCCUGAGACUGGUGAACUGUCUGCUCCUUGGCAACGUCGCCAUCCCAAACUGCGUUCUUGUGGGCCAGCAAGCAGUUGAGGGGGAGAUCCCCUAUGUCACAUCUGAUUAUAACUACAGCAUCUUGGGGUCUGGGAAGCUGAAAAAGAAGAAGCAUUUCAAGAGGAGGGAGUACGCGUUCGAGUGUGAUUUCACCUGAAGGCCGGGGAGCCCGGGGUCGGUUUUUACGGAGGUGGGCAGGAGCCAGGCGUGGUCCCAGAGGCCGUGGGCACUCCAGGGCUCCAGGAGACCCUCGCAGGUGCCCGGUGUAGAUACCUACAGCCUGUCCGGUUUUUAUAAUGUUUUGUACGUUCGGUUUGUAUUUUAGUGUUUUGUAAUAAAUAUCUAUUAAAAACGUU